AACUCUAACUACUCUCCUGUAUUCUAUGGUCUUCUAUGCAACCCUUCUCAUCAUCCCAGCAGACUGCAGUCUGGGUUAUGAUCUGGGGAAGCCCAAAAACCAUGUUCCCUUCUUCAUCUUUGGCGAUUCCUUCGUAGAUGCCGGAAAUAACAACUACAUCGGCACCGGCGCCAUCCAGGCAAAUUUCUGGCCUUAUGGACAAACCUUAUUCCACUACCCCAAUGGGCGUUUCUCCGAUGGCCGCCUAUCUCCGGAUGUUAUCGCGGAAUUUGCUAACGUGCCGUACAUACCACCGUUUCUACACCCUGGCGUUCAUCAGUUCAGUGAAGGAGCAAACUUCGCCUCUUCUGGAGCUGGUGUUCUGGUUGAAACCUUUAAAGGACUGGUAAUCAACCUCAAAACACAGCUGAGCUACUUCAAGAAGGUGGCGACUGGGUUGAGACAGGAACUAGGAGACGGUGAAGCUAAGAAACUGUUCUCAAGAGCAGUUUACUUAAUUAGUGUAGGGAGCAACGACUACAUGUAUCCUUUCUUGAGCAACUCCACCAUUCCAGAGUCCUCUCAGACACAAUACGUCGGCAGAGUGAUUGGCAACUUGACCAGUGUGAUACAAGAAAUAUACAAGAUAGGAGGCAGAAAAUUUGGUUUCAUCAGAUUGGGGCCGUUGGGUUGUGUACCAGCACUGAGAGCUCUCAAACCAGAAAACAAAGGACGUUGCUUAGAAGAAGCAUUAACACUUUCGAAACUACACAAUAAGGCUCUAUCGAAUCUCCUCAGAGAACUCGAGAGCCAGUUUCCAGAGUUGAAAUAUUCAAAUUAUGAUUUCUAUAGCUUCCUCAGACAACGAAUGAAGUACCCAUCAAAAUAUGGUUUCAAGGAAGGAGAAAGUGCGUGUUGUGGCAUAGGACCCUUGAGGGGAGUCAUGAGCUGUGGUGGAAGAGGAAGAGUGAAAAAUUAUCAGUUAUGUGAUAAACCCAGUGAAUAUGUGUUUUGGGAUGCUAUACAUCUCACAGAUAAGGCAUACCAACAAAUGGCAGAGCAGAUGUGGAACGGAACCAAUCCUGUUGUAGAGGGAAAUUACAAUUUGAAGAGUUUCUUCCCGUCUGUUGCGCCAUAGCUGCUUAUAGUUAUAACUCAUCUCUCUCUCUCUCUAGUCUCUGUGUUCUAAAUAAAUUGAGAUAAAUAUUUAUGUAAUUUCUUCCAAGUUACAAUUUACAUGAUACUGUACACUUUUGUAU
Nelumbo nucifera (sacred lotus) is the source of this 1238-nucleotide messenger RNA. Its product is annotated as GDSL esterase/lipase 5-like. NCBI's taxonomy places the organism in Eukaryota, Viridiplantae, Streptophyta, Magnoliopsida, Proteales, Nelumbonaceae. The record is from RefSeq and is a predicted model, not a curated record. Gene Ontology annotation, molecular function: lipase activity.